AUGCCAUCUGUCAUCACGGGUAAAGGAGACCCCAACAAGCCGAGGAGCAAAAUGUCUUCUUAUGCCUUCUUUAUACAGACCUGCCGGGAAGAGCACAAGAAGAAACACCCAGACUCUUCUGUCAGUUUUGCCAAAUUCUCCAAGAAAUGUUCAGAGAGAUGGAAGACCAUGUCCACAAAGGAAAAGUCGAAGUUUGAAGAUAUGGCAAAAAGUGACAAAGCUAGCUAUGACAGGGAGAUGAAAAAUUACGUUCCUCCCAAAGGUGAUAAGAAAGGAAAGAAAAAAGAUCCCUGUGCUCCUAAGGGGCCACCAUCUGCCUUCUUCCUGUUCUGCUCUGAACAUUGCCCAAAGAUCAAAAGUGAACUGCGAGGUCUAUCCAUAGGGGUUACUGCAAAAAAAUUAGGUGAAAUGUGGUCUGAACAGUCAGCAAAAGAUAAACAACCAUAUGAACAGAAAGCAGCUAAACUAAAGGAGAAAUAUGAAAAGGAUAUUGCUGCACACCAUGCCAAGUGCAAAAGUGAAGCAGGAAAGGGUCCUGGAAGGCCAACAGGCUCAAAGAAGAAGAGUGAACCAAAAGAUGAGGAGGAGGAGGUGGAGGAGGAAAAAGAUGAAGAGGAUGAAGGUGAAGAAUAA
Cynocephalus volans (Philippine flying lemur) is the source of this 633-nucleotide messenger RNA. RefSeq names its product high mobility group protein B2-like. Lineage: Eukaryota; Metazoa; Chordata; Mammalia; Dermoptera; Cynocephalidae. The coding region runs from base 1 to 633 and encodes 210 amino acids. Gene Ontology annotation, molecular function: DNA binding, bending. Gene Ontology annotation, biological process: regulation of transcription by RNA polymerase II. Gene Ontology annotation, cellular component: nucleus. The transcript has a single exon. The record is from RefSeq and is a predicted model, not a curated record.